This is a messenger RNA of Oncorhynchus keta (chum salmon), 1367 nucleotides long. RefSeq lists its product as uncharacterized. The record is from RefSeq and is a predicted model, not a curated record. Lineage: Eukaryota; Metazoa; Chordata; Actinopteri; Salmoniformes; Salmonidae. The transcript has 3 exons. Bases 22 to 1086 code for a protein of 354 amino acids.
GGGGGUACCGGUACAGAGUCAAUGUGGAGGCUAUAUACAGGGAGGUACCGGUACAGAGUCAAUGUGGAGGCUAUAUACAGGGAGGUACCGGUACAGAGUCAAUGUGGAGGCUAUAUACAGGGAGGUACCGGUACAGAGUCAAUGUGGAGGCUAUAUACAGGGAGGUACCGGUACAGAGUCAAUGUGGAGGCUAUAUACAGGGAGGUACCGGUACAGAGUCAAUGUGGAGGCUAUAUACAGGGAGGUACCGGUACAGAGUCAAUGUGGAGACUAUAUACAGGGAGGUACCGGUACAGAGUCAAUGUGGAGGCUAUAUACAGGGAGGUACCGGUACAGAGUCAAUGUGGAGACUAUAUACAGGGAGGUACCGGUACAGAGUCAAUGUGGAGACUAUAUACAGGGAGGUACCGGUACAGAGUCAAUGUGGAGGCUAUAUACAGGGAGGUACCGGUACAGAGUCAAUGUGGAGACUAUAUACAGGGAGGUACCAGUACAGAGUCAAUGUGGAGACUAUAUACAGGGAGGUACCGGUACAGAGUCAAUGUGGAGGCUAUAUACAGGGGGUACCAGUACAGAGUCAAUGUGGAGGCUAUAUACAGGGGGUACCAGUACAGAGUCAAUGUGGAGACUAUAUACAGGAGGUACCAGUACAGAGUCAAUGUGGAGGCUAUAUACAGGGAGGUACCAGUACAGAGUCAAUGUGGAGGCUAUAUACAGGGAGGUACCAGUACAGAGUCAAUGUGGAGACUAUAUACAGGGGGUACCAGUACAGAGUCAAUGUGGAGACUAUAUACAGGGGUACCAGUACAGAGUCAAUGUGGAGGCUAUAUACAGGGGGUACCAGUACAGAGUCAAUGUGGAGGCUAUAUACAGGGGGUACCAGUACAGAGUCAAUGUGGAGGCUAUAUACAGGGGGUACCGGUACAGAGUCAAUGUGGAGGCUAUAUACAGGGGGUACCGGUACAGAGUCAAUGUGGAGGCUAUAUACAGGGGGUACCGGUACAGAGUCAAUGUGGAGGCUAUAUACAGGGGGUACCGGUACAGAGUCAAUGUGGAGGCUAUAUACAGGGGGGGUACCAGUACUGAGUCAAUGUGGAGGCUAUAUACAGGGAGGAACCAGUACAGAGUCAAUGUGGAGGCUAUAUACAGGGGGUACCGGUACAGAGUCAAUGUGGAGGCUAUAUACAGGGGGUACCGGUACAGAGUCAAUGAGGAGGCUAUAUACAGGGGGUAUCAGUACAGAGUCAAUGUGGAGGCUAUAUACAGGGUAUUACGGUACAGAGUCAAUGUGGAGGCUAUAUACAGGGGGCAUCAGUACAGAGUCAAUGUGGAGACUAUAUACAGGGUAUUACGGUACAGAGUCAAUG